This is a messenger RNA of Antrostomus carolinensis (chuck-will's-widow), 760 nucleotides long. Its product is annotated as ovomucoid. Lineage: Eukaryota; Metazoa; Chordata; Aves; Caprimulgiformes; Caprimulgidae. The transcript is spliced from 8 exons. Gene Ontology annotation, molecular function: protein binding. The record is from RefSeq and is a predicted model, not a curated record. Bases 1 to 624 code for a protein of 207 amino acids.
AUGACCACAGCAGUUGUUUUUGUGCUCCUCUCCUUUGCGCUUUGCUGCUUCCCAGAUGCUGCCUUUGGGGUUGAGGUAGACUGCAGUACAUAUCCCAACUCUACAAAUGAAGAAGGCAAAGAUGUGUUGGUCUGCCCCAAGAUCCUCGGCCCCAUCUGUGGUACCGAUGGAGUCACCUACAGCAAUGAGUGCCUGCUCUGUGCCUACAACAUACAAUAUGGAACCAAUGUCAGCAAAGACCAUGAUGGAGAAUGCAAGGAAAUUGUCCCUGUGGACUGCAGUAGAUAUCCCAACACAACAAACGAGGAAGGCAAAGUGGUGUUUCUCUGCAACAAAAACUUCGACCCUGUCUGCGGUACUGAUGGGGACACCUAUGACAACGAGUGCAUGCUGUGUGCCCGUAGCCUGGAGCCUGGAACCACUGUUGGCAAGAAGCAUGACGGUGAAUGUAAGAGGGAAAUUGCUACAGUUGACUGCAGUGACUACCCUAAACCUACCUGCUCAGCUGAGGACAUGCCUCUCUGUGGCUCUGACAGCAAAACAUACAGCAAUAAGUGUAACUUUUGCAAUGCAGUCGUGGACAGCAACGGGACUCUCACUUUAAGCCGUUUUGGAAAAUGCUGAGUAUCGGUGCUGAGACAAUUCACCACAGGAUCCCCACUGGCAAAUCCCAGCUGAAGAUCUCGCCUCAGUUCAUCUCGCCCUCUGGGGAGCUCAGCUCACUCCUGAUUUUCUUUCUCAAUAAACUAAAUCAGCAACA